Messenger RNA from Stereum hirsutum FP-91666 SS1, 450 nucleotides. RefSeq lists its product as uncharacterized. NCBI's taxonomy places the organism in Eukaryota, Fungi, Basidiomycota, Agaricomycetes, Russulales, Stereaceae. The annotation marks the transcript as partial. The record is from RefSeq and is a predicted model, not a curated record. The transcript has a single exon.
AUGAGGGAGUGGAAUCAGAGGAAGGCGAAGGCUAGUGGGGAGAUUUGGCUGUUGGUUGAGGAGAACCAAAAGGCGCAUAUCAGGAAGGAGAAGGGAGAUCCGAAGGCGAUGUGGGAGAAGUUAGAGAGAGUUUUUGUGCAGAAGAAGACUGGUACGCGAUUCGACGCUUAUUCCGAACUCUUCUCCACUCGUCUCCAAGAGGGAGAGUCCCUCUCCGACCUCGUUGCUCGCGUCGACCUCUACAUCUUCCAUAUCAAAGAACGCUGCCCUGCCAAGUUCUCCCUUGACGACCUCGACUCCGAAUUAUCGUCCAUGACGCUCAUCAAGGCCCUCCCUUCCGACUACAACAACUUCGUCACCUUCCUUACCCUCUCCGACGACGUCUCCCUCGACAACGUCACCCAAGCCUUCUCCAAUGAGGAGCAAUCCCGCAAACGUCGUGCCCUGCAG